Molecule: messenger RNA, 871 nt
Organism: Micropterus dolomieu (smallmouth bass)
Lineage: Eukaryota; Metazoa; Chordata; Actinopteri; Centrarchiformes; Centrarchidae
Gene: fitm1l
Product: fat storage inducing transmembrane protein 1, like
Exons: 2
Coding region: 1-822 (273 amino acids)
Biological process (GO): phospholipid biosynthetic process; lipid storage; lipid droplet organization
Cellular component (GO): endoplasmic reticulum membrane
Source: RefSeq, a predicted model, not a curated record
AUGUUCCUUAACACAGUGCUGGUGGUCCUGUCGGACCUGGCGGCCAGGUUCCUGGGUAACACUGUGUUCCGGCAGCACUUCCACCUUUGGCUGUCAGCAGUCGUGAUGUUCGGCCCUGCACUGAGCCUCUGGGUCUCCCAGCACAGCAUCUUUGCCAAGAGAAGCCACUUCCUCUACAGGAUGUUCUUGCGCUCUGGUUGGGGCUGGACCUGCAUCUUUGUCGGCUCCUUUGUCUUCCUCCUCUCCUUCUCCAUCCGUCGCUCCCUCUCUCUCUCCAUCCGUCACCUCUCCCGGCUCGGGGUGGCUGGUGGAUUGUGGCUUGGUUUCUGUAAACUCCUGGACCUUCUGGAGAAUACCACAGGAAGCUGCUAUGAACCUUUACUCACCGGGCCAGAGAUCACCGAUGGGCAGCCUCUGUUGGUGUUGCGAGAAGGGGAGAGUAAGUCAGAGUGCCUCAAAGCUGGAAUGUUGUGGAGGGGGUAUGAAGUUUCAGAAGAUGUCUUCCUCCUCUGUCUCUGCUGCCUGCUGUUGGCUGAGGAAACAGCCGUGUUUGGCCCUUAUCUGAGCCUGGGUGGGAUCUCAGAUGCCCCUCUGAGGAUCCUCUUCCUGUUCUGUGUUCUCCUGCUCGGGCUCUGGAUCUUUCUGCUGCUCUGUCUCUUAGCUUACUUCCCUCAGUUCCCCACUCAGCUGCUAGGAGGCGCUCUGGGGUGUCUGAGCUGGAGGGGACUGUACCAGGGCUGGUACCGCCUGGGGCCCAGCUGGUACUGCCCUGGGAGGCCUGGACUGGGACUGCUCAACAUCAAGACCGGCAGUACUGAAUAGAGCCCGACCGAUAUGGGGUUUUUGGGGCCGAUGCCGAUAUUAAAGUGAA